UGGGAGCUGCGGGAGCAGCGGUCGCAGCUCAGUUCUCGCUCACCCAGCCGCCUGGGUGGGAGCAAGGCCAGAGGAGCCACCGUCCCACGCCACCCCCGUGCUCCCUGGACCUGCCCCGCGGGAGCUUCCUGACGCUAGUCCUCUGGAGUGAGGAGGGCCCUGCAGGUGUCAGAGCCGAGGGCUAGGGAGGGUGGCGCGCAUGGCCUCGGCAAGCGCGCGGCGGCUCCCAGUCAGGACGCGCGCAGCGGCCCAGCGCUGCUGCGGCCUCCCGCUCCGCCCGGGAGCCCGCCCGGCCCCAGCCCCGCCCCCGGGCCCUCCAAGACCGCGGCGACCAAUGAGAUUUCUGAUUUCCGGCAGCCUCCUCUUGCCCCGGGCUGCCCAAGUCUUGGCGGCUGAGGCUGGCUUACCUCCCAGCCGUUCCUUCAUGGGCUUUGCUGCCCCCCUCACCAACAAGAGAAAGGCUUACUCCGAGCGUAGGAUCAUGGGGUACUCAAUGCAGGAGAUGUUCGAGGUGGUAUCCAAUGUCCAGGAGUACUGCGAGUUUGUGCCUUGGUGUAAGAAGUCUUUGGUGGUAUCCAGCCGCAAAGGUCACCUGAAGGCCCAGUUGGAGGUUGGCUUUCCACCUGUGGUGGAACGUUAUACCUCUGCUGUUUCCAUGGUCAAACCUCACAUGGUCAAGGCUGUUUGCACUGAUGGCAAACUCUUCAAUCACUUAGAGACCAUAUGGCGAUUCAGCCCUGGUAUUCCUGCCUACCCGCGAACUUGCACUGUGGACUUUUCGAUUUCCUUUGAAUUUCGUUCUCUGCUGCACUCCCAGCUGGCCACCAUCUUUUUUGAUGAGGUUGUCAAACAGAAUGUUGCUGCCUUCGAGCGCCGGGCAGCCACCAAGUUUGGUCCAGAAACAGCCAUCCCCCGUGAACUUAUGUUCCAUGAGGUGCACCAGACUUGAGGCAAAAGAUUGUUCCUUAGCUUCUCCUCUACUCUCUCUCCACCCAGUUCUCAUUUGGCUCCUGCUCUAACCUGAGAGAAGUCUGUGUUGAUAAUACUGUUUUUCCUCUCAAUUCUCUUAGGGCUCUAAGGUGGCUGGAAAUGCUGGAGGAGGGGAGAAGGCAGGAGGAUAUAGAAAAGACACAUGCUUAGGAAAUGGUCAGGCUUAGCUGGAGAGCCCUAUAUGCUGAUGCCUACAGCCAUCUCACAGUGCAUUAUAAUUAGUACUGUGUGGUUAUCUCUGAGCCCCAUCAAGGUACCUUAGUGUCUAAGCAGGGAAAAUAGCAAGUUUUUUCUUUAAAAAACAACACCCCACCCAAUUUUUAUUUAUUGACUUUAAAGAGAGAGAGGGAGAGAGAAACAGUUUGUUGUUCCACUUAAUUAUGCAUUCACUGCUUGAUUCUUGUAUGUGUCCUCAGCAGGGACUGAACCUGAAACCUUAGCCUAUGGGGACGAUGACACUCUGAGUUACCCAGCCAGGGUCUUGUUUUUUUAAAAAUUUUUUAUUGAUUUCAGAGGAAAGGAGAGAAACAUCAAUUUGUUGUUCCACCCAUUUAUACAUUCAUUGGUUGACUCUUGCACGUGGCCUGACUGGGGUUCGAACCUGCAACCUUUGGCCUAUCAUGAUGGUAAUUUAACCAACUGAACCACCUAUCCAGGGCACAACUUUUCUCAAGUACUGAAUAAACUGAGCCUUUUCCUCUGACACAGAGGAACUGGAAGGUCAAUUACUUCUGUUUGCCUGAAAUGCUUUGGGAGAUGCCAGAGAUCUGGCCACAGCUUGAAACAUGACUUCACUUUAAGAAUAUUGCCACGCUAGUGGAGAGCCUGGGGCUUUCUUAUCAUCAGUGCCAUGGGAUGAAGACAAAAACAAAAACA
This is a messenger RNA of Phyllostomus discolor (pale spear-nosed bat), 1866 nucleotides long. RefSeq names its product coenzyme Q10A (gene COQ10A). The coding region runs from base 200 to 949 and encodes 249 amino acids. Gene Ontology annotation, biological process: cellular respiration; ubiquinone biosynthetic process. Gene Ontology annotation, molecular function: ubiquinone binding. The record is from RefSeq and is a predicted model, not a curated record. NCBI's taxonomy places the organism in Eukaryota, Metazoa, Chordata, Mammalia, Chiroptera, Phyllostomidae. The transcript has 5 exons. Gene Ontology annotation, cellular component: mitochondrion.